CUUUUCCCCAAUUAAAUUCUCCCCAAAUUUUUUCAAAUUACAAAAUCUGAUUCAGUCUUCUCAGGUCAGCAAGAAAAUUCAACUGUGUGCCUUCACACUUCACACUUAUAUAAUCUUGUUUAUUGAGUUCUCAAUAAACAAAUGCUUUUAGACCAUUUUAGCAUAAGGUUGUUUGAUUGUUUCCAUAAGGUUGUUUGAUUGUUUCCUUUCUCCAUCCACCCCAAGAAAGAGAAACCCCUUUUGGCCUCAUCUCAUUAUCCCACCACGAUUAACAAUCACCAAAGGUGAACAGGAAAAAGUAUUAUCCAGAAAAAGUUCGAGGGCAAGUACAAAAGGCAAGAACUUGAAGAAAGCUGCCUUUUUUCUUAACAAUUACCGAGCACUGUUUGCUGGGUUUUGGCCCAAUCAGAGAGUGGUGACAAUUCUGUUCCAAAAAAGAGAAAAGGAUUUCGGCCUGAAUAAUCCGGCCUCAAUCAGAAAAAAAAUCAUGAGAGAUUAUGCAUCUUCAUUCAGAAACUCCGGCCCGUAUACCAGCCCGGGCACACCCGAAUACGGGCUCAACAGCUCAGACCACAAAAUGCCAAAGACAUGGAGCUCAGAGCGGGUCCCACUGCCCAUCAGCAGCAGGAGGCACACAGCUGCACUAAUGCCCUUCAGCAGCGGGCGGGCCCCGCCUUCCAAGUGGGACGAUGCAGAGCGAUGGAUUACCAGCCCGUUAUCAGGCCAUGGAGGCUUCUUCAGGAGCCCGGUUGCUCAGGCCCACUACCGGAGGCCCAAGUCGAAGAGUGGGCCACUGGGAGCAUUUGAGGGUGGGGGUGGUGCUGCUGCUGCUAGGAGGUUUGCCGUGGCUAACUCGCCCCUCACGACUGGGGUUUUGGCCCCCGAACGAGUUUUAGCAGUUAGGUAUGGAAGUGGGCCUGGGGUGAAGCCCGGUUCUUUGUAUUGCGAAGGUGAUAAUAGCUUGCCCAGGUGUGGUAGUGGGCCGGGCUUGUCGGAUUUGGCUAGUGAGGGUUCCCUGCCAAGUUCUCGAGACGGUAAAAUGGUGGAUGGUUCUAAGGAGGACGAAGGUCAACUUUCACGUCGGGAUAUGGCAACUCAAAUGAGCUCCCAAGGUAGUAAUCAUUCGUCUUCAAGAGGAAGACUAUCUUUUUCAAAUUUGUCUCGCCCAAUUCCUACUUCAGAGCAGCGCGCGCACGAAAAUCCAUCUGCAAAGGACGAAAUACGUGAUGUCCAAGUGGACAAAGGCACCACCACUAUCACUAGGCACCCCAAGAAAAAAGGACAUAAGAAGAAGGAUAAGGGCUCAUCGAAUGUCGAGGGCUUGAAUUCUUGGAAUGUUGCUGAACCAUCGAAAGACAUAUCCAAAUUGCAAAGGGAAGAAGCCAAGAUAACUGCUUGGGAGAAUUUGCAGAAGGCAAAAGCUGAGGCUGCCAUUCGGAAACUUGAGAUGAAACUAGAAAAGAAGAGGUCAGCCUCGAUGGACAGAAUAAUGAACAAGCUUAAAGGCGCACAAGCGAAAGCCCAGGCCAUGAGAGACUUGCUCUCGUACCAAGCUCCAAGGCCUUCAGGCAAAGGGUUUUGUAUAUAUGUCAAGAUUUGUUCCUCCUGUACAUGCUUUCUUUGCAGCAGGCGUUGAUUCCCUUCAAAAUUAGAAACUCAAAAAUAAAAAUAAAAAUGUAGGGCUCACAUCUUCACAUCUCGAUGAAAGCCCAAGACAUCAGUCAUAUGUGGCUCAUGAAAUGUCCAUCAGUAGGGGCCCGGCCCAUUUGUAUGGAAUUCAAAUUUUGUAGAAAUAAAUGAAUGGUUGUCCUCGUGAGUUGUGAUAUUGUGAUCAAGAUAGCUGGGUCUUGAGUCCAAUCAAAGCAAUAAUCGUUAGAAUCUUCAAUGUAAAUCUUCCGAACGUGUGAAAUACUAUUGGAAGCAUUGAAUGUAAAUUUUGAUUUUCUUUUAAUGUGAUGAUUUAAUACCGUUAUUCUUAUUUUACAUAAACGUAGCCUGGAAAAA
Messenger RNA from Striga asiatica, 2004 nucleotides. NCBI's taxonomy places the organism in Eukaryota, Viridiplantae, Streptophyta, Magnoliopsida, Lamiales, Orobanchaceae. The record is from the annotation of a GenBank genome assembly.